Molecule: messenger RNA, 523 nt
Organism: Purpureocillium takamizusanense
Lineage: Eukaryota; Fungi; Ascomycota; Sordariomycetes; Hypocreales; Ophiocordycipitaceae
Exons: 1
Coding region: 21-374 (117 amino acids)
Source: RefSeq, a predicted model, not a curated record
CCACUGUCUUCUCCACUACGAUGCAAGCCUUCAGUUUCCUCGUUGCAUUCGCAAUCACGUUCAGCUCGACGUUUGCCGCUCCCGCGGAUACUGCCUCUACCCGCCAGCAGCAAGUCAACUAUGCCGAAGUCGCUGCACUCAGUCAAAAGCUCGCAGACUUGCGCAAUUCCGUGCUGGGGCAGAUUCAACAGGUCACGGGAGACGAAACGACUUCACGGAUCGCUGGUCAAUUCAACCUCGGCGGGUCCAUCCAGCGCCUGAACGGUGCUGCCAACGAUAUCAGUGGUGCAAUCGGUUCCAUGGAAAAAAUUCUGAAUAAUGUCGCCUCUCAAUACUCUAGCGAUGAGAAGGCCAAUUGGAAGAAUUUUGGCUGAAGACAUCUGAUUGCUGUUAGGAACUGCAUUAAGGACUAUAACUAGGCGGCAUUAGGGGAGUGAUGAAUUAAAGUCAGAUCUGGAAAAUAAGUCGACGUAACUUUAUUUUACAAGAGACCCUUAGGGCCGUGGCGACACUUAAGUAAGGG